AUGGAAGUCUAUGGGCUUAAAAUGAUGGUUAUGUCUCUGUUUCACUUAAUGCUUAUGACCGCGCUAGUCGAUUCAUCUUGUUCUUCGCAGACCUGUGGUACAUAUUCAUCUGGAUGUUCUGCCAACGCAAACUGCGUCUGCUUUCAAAUGGCAAACGGGACUGGCUUGUGUGCUACUAAUCUAGUUUCUUAUGCUAACCUGAGUCCCUGUGAUGAAAAUUCGUCGUGCCCAGAAAAUAAUACAGUUUGUGUCCUCAAUAGUUGUUUUGGACAACCACUCUGCUAUCCAUUAGAUCGUGCGGAUUCGAGUGUAUGUCCACCAUCAAAUUCGUCUGCAUCAUCCAGUUUACGUCCUACUGUAACGGUUAUCCAAACUGUUACGCAAACACAGACGCAAACAAUCACACCGGCACAACCUUCUCGUCCCGUAUGUUUUCAUGGAGAAACAACCGUUUUGAAAGAAGACGGUUCAAUUUGUUUAAUGCGUAACCUUGCUGCUAGAGAUCGAAUAUUGGUAUCACGAGGAUAUCAAUUACCUCCUGUAUGGAGUACUGUCUUAGCAGUUGAUGUAUAUCAAUACUACAAUAUGAAAAAACCAAUUGAAUACUUAGAAAUACACACAACUUCAUUAUCCUCUACAUUACAUAUAACUCCAAUGCAUUCUUUACUGCUAAAAAAGCACAACUACACUCAACCCCAGUAUGCUUUUGCACAUGAAGCUCGUGUAGGUGACUCUGUUUACAUAAUAAAUCAUGGGCAAAUUCCUGAACAAGUAAUGAUUACUAAUAUUCAACCAAGAAUAUUUUAUGAUGCAUAUGCACCAUUAACAUUUGAGGGAAAUUUCGUUGUUAACAAUAUUAUAGUUUCAACUUAUGGAACAUUUCAACAUGAAGUCGCACACUAUUUGGUUAAAGCUCCUCGUCGUUGGUGGCUACGAUUAUGUUCGAUUUUUUUUCAAAAACAUACUAUUGAACGCCUUGACAACUUUUUUCUUCGUAUGAUAACUAACAUAUGA
Adineta ricciae is the source of this 1014-nucleotide messenger RNA. The record is from the annotation of a GenBank genome assembly. Lineage: Eukaryota; Metazoa; Rotifera; Eurotatoria; Adinetida; Adinetidae.